Molecule: messenger RNA, 396 nt
Organism: Fraxinus pennsylvanica
Lineage: Eukaryota; Viridiplantae; Streptophyta; Magnoliopsida; Lamiales; Oleaceae
Source: the annotation of a GenBank genome assembly
AUGAUCUCCGACAUAGCAUAUAAGAGGAAUAAUGGAAUUUUGGGAGUGGUGGUGAAGGACUAUGAUUCCGAAACCUUACACUCGAGGACGAAACCACGGUACAGUGGCAGCAGAGUGGGAGGAGGACAACAUUUUGUUUUUGGUAACCACCGCCGAUUUGUUGGGGGAGGCUGGGGUGUUAUUGGAAAAUCAGGGAGCAUUAUAAAGGCCAUUAGGCAGCAUACUGUGGCGUGGAUUAAUGUGUACAAGCUGAUUCCUGGUGAUGAAGAGAGAAUUAUUGAGAUUUCAGAUACAAGGAGACGGGACCCUGAUGGUUGGAUGCCUGCAUUCUCGCCUGCUCAAGAGGCGUUGUGGUGGUGGUGGGAGGAGGCGGUGGUGGUUGUUUUUAAGGGAUAG